GUCUAGUUAGUGAGAGUCUUUACUUGGGAAGUACAGCAGUUACGGUGUGAACGUUGGAGCAGAACAAACGUCAGACUAGGAUCUAGUUCUUGCUGUGUACGCGUGGUUUGUUCUUAAUUUCUUUAUACGAUCAGCAGUCAUCUGAAGGGCUAGUAUGAGUAGAGUUUAAAGUGUAAAGUUGCGUUUAUUUGUGUGAGCAGCACGGCACAGUUCGGUCACUUGGGGUGCGUGACUCAACGAGGGUCGCUGUACUUGAAAAAAUAAGAACAACACAAAUUGUAAAACGGGAGAAAGGAUCCUCAGACGAAGUUAUCAUCGGUGGAGCAUCGCGAAAGAAAAUCAUAUCUAAACAAAAGGUCGUGAAUCGACCGAUAUUGCCGAAAGGUGAUCACUUGUGGAAACCACCACCGAUCGAUCGUAGGAUGCCGGACAGUGCAGGUAUUAAACAUACGAUCAACUUGGACUCGGACCUUCCAGCGAAAAUUGCGGAAAUUGCUCGAAGACAAGGCGAAGACCCGGAGAAAACAUGUCUUCUACUGCAGGAGCUCCGAGAUAUGGUUUACGAAAGAGGCGACUGUGAACCCCACCGAUUGGAUGAUGAUUUUUUGAUAAAAUUUCUCAGAGCAAGAUUUUGGAAAGUUGAAAAUGCUUAUAAAUUGAUGUGCCGCUACUACGAAUUUCGUGAGAACAAUGUAGAACUACACGAGAACGUUAAUCCGAUGACUCUGAGAUCGCUGGGAGAUGAUAACAUCAUUACAAUAUCACCUUACCGCGAUCAGGAAGGCCGUAGAGUUUUGUUUUUCAAAUUCGGUAACUGGAGACCAUCGAAAGUUCCUAUGAAUGAUUUGCUUAAAGCUACUUUGCUAAUGUUGGAAGUUGGUUCGUUGGAACCCGUAUCGCAAGUAGUCGGUGGAGUUGGUAUUAUGGAUUUGGAAGGAUUAUCUUUAAACCAUGCUUGGUAUAUGAGUCCAACAGUUGCUCAGAAAGUUAUUGCUUUGUUGGUGACAUGUAUGCCCGUUCGUACGACAGCAAUUCACAUCGUUAACCAGGGAUGGGUAUUUGAUACAGUGUUUCAGAUGUUUAAACCAUUGUUGAAUGAUCGGAUGCGUGAGCGGUUGUACUUCCAUGGCACGGAUCGUGCUUCGCUGCACAAAUAUAUAGAUCCGGAGUAUUUACCAGAACGUUAUGGAGGUACAAAACCGGAAUUCCCUUACACUUACUGGUUGGAUCAUUUGUGCAAAAACGAACGCGUUGUUCGUGAGUUGGAGCAGCUGGGUUACGUAGCGGAAGCGGAGAGCGAGGAAUAACCAAAGCUUUAUAGGUGUUACAGAGUCUGUGAUUGGAUUUUUGACUUCAACUGUCAAGUGACUGCAGCAAAAUUAGUUUCUGUGAAUUAGACAUAAGAGAACAUUUUGGGCAUAUCUAUUUUUGUACAAAUAUACAAUACUGAUUGUGUCUAUAUUAUAUGA
Messenger RNA from Malaya genurostris, 1469 nucleotides. RefSeq names its product clavesin-1. The transcript is spliced from 5 exons. The record is from RefSeq and is a predicted model, not a curated record. Gene Ontology annotation, cellular component: membrane. Lineage: Eukaryota; Metazoa; Arthropoda; Insecta; Diptera; Culicidae. Gene Ontology annotation, molecular function: phosphatidylinositol bisphosphate binding. The coding region runs from base 423 to 1307 and encodes 294 amino acids.